AUGUCCAAGGGGGACUUCACUACAUUCCAGUUGAGAGGGGCUGCUAAGAGAUGGUGGUGGACGUAUGAGCUGCUGUCUCGUCAUGCUGCUUUCUUGAUCCCCACGGAGGCAGAUAAGGUGAGACGAUUCAUUGAGGGGUUAACUUAUGGUAUCAGGAUUGCUAUGGCCCUAGAGUUAGAAACUGGUACUACUUUUCACCAGGUUGUGGAGAUAGCUCGGAGGAUUGAGUGUAUUCGUAAUUAUGGAGAGAGGGUUCUUCUAGCAGGUAUUCGUGCCAUCAAGGGGAGAUGCAAGUUCAGCAGCCUCCAGCAACUAGUUGCAAUGAAUGUAGAUGGGGAGGUCAGGCAGCCAAAGGAAAUCCUAGAGGAGGGGGCAAGGUUGGAAGUGGAUAGACCAAUGGUAAUCAAGCUCGUUACUGUGCUGUUUCGGGUUGCCAGGGUAUUCUCCAAGAAUGAUUUGAGAUCAGGUUACCACCAGUUGAAGAUUAGGGCAUCACCCAUCCCUAAGAUAACUUUCAAGACUCGUGAUGGGCACUAUGAGUUUUUGGUGAUGUCUUUUUGUUUAACUAAUGCCCCAGUAGCUUUCAUAGAUUUGAUGAAUCGGGUGUUGAAGCCCUAUUCAGAUUCUUUUGUGAUUGUGUUCAUUGAUGAUAUUCCGGUUUACUCUCGUAGUAGGGAGGAGCAUGAGUAA
Molecule: messenger RNA, 690 nt
Organism: Nicotiana attenuata
Lineage: Eukaryota; Viridiplantae; Streptophyta; Magnoliopsida; Solanales; Solanaceae
Exons: 5
Coding region: 1-690 (229 amino acids)
Source: RefSeq, a predicted model, not a curated record